Messenger RNA from Leishmania mexicana MHOM/GT/2001/U1103, 5082 nucleotides. RefSeq lists its product as hypothetical. Lineage: Eukaryota; Euglenozoa; Kinetoplastea; Trypanosomatida; Trypanosomatidae. The record is from RefSeq and is a predicted model, not a curated record. Bases 1 to 5082 code for a protein of 1693 amino acids. The transcript has a single exon.
AUGGUAGCCUCAACCUCGACAGGGGUGCCUUCUGCUUUGGGUGCUGGAGCGGGUACGACGACGGAGUCGACGCGCAUGGUGAAGGAGGCAUCGCUGCGCAAUACGUGGGCGGCAAACUUCAACAACACCGCGACUCUGCGCGAGACGGUGAGCACGAGUAACGGGGCCUACACCGCCUUUGAGGAGGAGAUCGUGCGAGAGUUGAAUGAGUUACGGCGUGCGCCGGCGGCCUACGCGGCGGUUGUCGAGCGAGAGGCCACAGUCGGUGCUCCGUACGUCCAGGAGAACGAUCUUUACUUCUGCGACGAGAGCGCGGCCGAGAGCGCGGCCGUGGAGUUGCGCCGCCACCUGGAGGAGCAGUACUGCCCUGUGCAAGGCGAGGGGGCAUCCAUUGCCAGCUCCGCCGUGUCUCGUGCUGUGAUGCAAGUCAUGUCGCCGAAGACGGGUAUGCAGACCGGUCAGGAGAAGCGCAGGUGCAAGAAAGCUCUCGACGGUCUCCCAUCGUGUUCAGCGCUGCCCACAGGUGUUGGUGUGAGCAGCGCCACGCGACGGCGCAGCGGUCGACCAUCGCCAGCACCCCAGCGGCCCACCACGGGCUCAGGGGCCCCCCAGGGCGGGGGUGGGCCGUUGUCGCGGCGGUGUACGGUCUCGCCCGAUCUCCCCGGUGGUGGGGUUACGGUGGCGGGUGUGUCUGCUCUGCGCGCGACCCCGGCCACGCUACGCAGUCAAGGACUGCAUGAACUGACCCUCUCUCAGCUGCGCCAUCAGUUUCGCAAUCAGCAGCGCUACCGCGCCGCGCUGGAAGUGGCGCUGCGAGACAUGCGAGCCUCUCAUAGGCAGGCCGAAGCGGCGCAGCAGGCGGCGUGGGCCUCCGAGGCCGAGAAGGCGCUGAGGAAGGGUCGCCGCCUCAUGACGACGAACGCCUUCAGCGUGAACAUGGGAACCUCCUCGACACCCCCACAACACAGCAACACGGGCGAGCCGAGCGUGCCGCCGGUGGUGCCACACAGCCACAAGAAGCUGAGCCAUACCAGCACUGUCAGCUCAGCGAUGCGCACAAGCAGCUCCUCCGAAGAUCCCGUUGCGCUGCGCCGCAGCGAGGAGAUGGCGCAGCUGCGCAGCAUUCAUGAGGCGCGCAUCCGGCACAUGGAGCAGGAGCUCCGCGACGUCCGCAACGCUUGUAAGCGCAGUCUUGCCGCCGCCAACAUUGUGCUCGACGCGGUGCGUGCGCUGCGCGAAGCACAACCAGCGCCGCCCGCACAACGCCACCGUGGCCUGUCGUUGGCUGCCCACGACACAGCUGUAAUGUACUACGGCGACGAGGAGCGAGUGGCGGCGCUGCAGGACCUCUACGCGGUAUCGCGUGCCACGCUGGUAGGGUUGGCCGAGUGCCCUGGUGCACCUACGGCACUCCUGCCGACGCUAGAGCAACUCUCGCGCCGGCUGGAGCAGUGGCAGGUAGAAGAACCGAAGACUAAGAUCACGAGCGUCAGUGGCUCGCACGGCCGGCGCAGUCGCUCUGAGGACGGCAACGAGGGCGACGUGCGCGAGCGGAGCGGGACGGAGGCGGCGCCGUCGUGGGUGUUGCCGUUGCUGUCGGAGGAAGCCUCGCUUCUCGCCAACGUCGCAAAGAAUGCCUGCACAACGUACGGCUACAUAUCUGGCGAGGUGCACGGGCUCCAUCUGCAGGCUAUAACUGGGAGCCCACGCUCCCUGGUGCUGCAGAUGAUCCUUGGUUUGCUGACCCCUAUUUUGGACCUCUCGAACCACAGCCUACCGCAGAGCAACGGCCAGGCAACGCAGAGGGUAUCGACAGCCACGACGGCAAAUAGUACCAACGCAACACGGUGCUACGCAGGAGUGCGCAUCGAGGGUCAUGCGUACGCGGCAGCCGGCGCACCCACCGGCCCCAGAGACGCCGCGGCGCGCGCAGACUUGCCGCAGCUCCAGGUGGCGGCAUCGCAGCAGGGGACGGGCGAGCGGGACCGCGCCGAUCCGGUGCCGGCGGCGUGGCUGAGCAAAGAAGAAGCGCAUCUCGCAGCUCCUGAGCACAAAGCCAGCAACAACGGCACCGGGGCCAUCACGGACGCGUCUCACGCUCAACGAGCUGCUGCUGCUGCGGCGCAGCGGCUGUGGCCUCUCCUGUGGACUGGCGCCUACACGGUUGGGUGCGCCUGGCAGCAGGUGCGUGGCUGGCGCGAUGUACCAACCUUCGCGGAGGCGUGCGAGGAGCGACAGGUGAUACAGUGUGCCUCCUCCGGCACCCUGAGCAAGAAGGGGACUGCGCCCCCCUUCACGGAGGAGGCACACUCUGUCGUCUGCACGACGUUGCUGUUUGCCUCAGGUUUUGAGGAGUACGAAGUGGUGCGUGGGUGCCACCAUAUGAGUCCAGCAGCGGCGCGGCGCGUUGUGCAGAGCAUGCCAGUGACGGUGUGCGAUGGCGGCCCGCAGAGCGCCAGUCACGGCAGCAGUAUCGCGGACUCGGUCGAGGCGCGCCGCGCCGCGGUAGACGUGCACUCGACGCUGGGUGUGACAUUACUGACACCCACCAUGCAUCCAAUGCAUAUACACGCCAGCGACCCGUCGUGCCGCACUGUCUGCGUGGCUGUGCGUGUGCCUUACACCUCAGCAGGCUUCUCCGUCACGCACAGCUCCAUGUGCGCCGGUGAGGAUGGGCGGGUAUGCCGCAGCGGCUGUCGCGAUCCCUCGAUCCGUAUUGUGGCUCAGGUGACUCGUCAGUGCGAGCUGACACCUCCACAACCAACCACGUGCGCGGCUGAGGUGCUGACCCAGCGAAGUCCUGUGGACCCAUCUGUUUGGCUGGUGCUGGUUGACACGGCUGUUACCUUUCAACGCCACGCCGCUGCAUUCACGGAGAGCGACGGUGCUGUCUCGAAAGCCGACGCGUUGCCCGGUACGGAUGCGACGACGAUGUCUGCUGCGAGCGCUGCCGUGCCGCUCGCCCUGCACAUCUACGCAAAGGACACGAACGACGCAAUGAGCGAGUUCGAGCACGUUGCCUUUAUCCGCAUGCAGCAGUACCCACAGCCGCGCGAGGCGAAUGCCGGCGCUAUCGCCAUCACUGCCUCUGCUGCGCCUGCCACGCCCGCUCCCUAUGUAGUGAUGGAGCCGGAGUGGCACUACCUUCUGAAUGGCCUCGCCUGCGUCGCUGUGUCGCCUCUCUCGACAGAGACGGCGACGAGGCUGACCGCCACUUCUCACACGGCGGCGCACGCAUCUGCGCUUACGAAGGUGACCAGUGCGAUGCCGACUGCGAUGUCGGUGGGGUGGGCCACGCUGCAUGAGCCGCUGCUUGGCAGGGAUGGCGUGUUGCUCUGCCCGCUCUCUGCGGAUCUCCGGGAGUCUGAGCGGUGCAGGGACGUGUUGGAGGCGCUGCAAACCCGUCACGAGACGACGAGUAGUGGCAGAGACGGCAAGGCGGCUGCAGCUGCUGGGCGUAUGAUUCGUGUAUCAGUGCAGCUGCCUGCUAAUUCCAAUGUACGGUGGUGGGGCCGGCGCCUGACGAAGCUACGUUGCCUACACGGCAAGUUAACGGCUGAAGUGGUGGCAGAGGGCGACGAGCAAACUCCUGCCUCGACGGCGCAGUCACCAAGGGCUGCCUGCCCACGCCAAGACCGGCCACCAGAGUCGCUAGUGGAGGGAUGCAAUCUGUCCGCAGCAGAACUUGCUCCGCCGCCCGAUGAUGAACAUGCAGACACAAAGGCCACGGCUCUCGGUGCCAGCAAUGAGUCAGGAGAAACUGCUACAUCAGCGGUUUCUGUGACGCCAAUCCUUGUAUCGACGCAUUCAUCCGUGAACCCAGUGGCGGCGGAUGCGGGGGCUGGUGCGACCUUAGAAGGUUCUUCCUCCGCUGCUGAAGUCGCCUCGAGGUCGCCCAAGGGGCAGGGCUCAGAGAAGAAGAUGAGCAGGGACGGCAAGCGCGAGGCGAAGAGGUCCACAACCUCGGCUGCAGCAGGCGGUAGUGGAGGGAAGGCGCAGGGUAGGCGCUCGCCCUCCAAGGACGCUCCUGGCGGCAUGUCAAAGAAGAAAGCGCAGGGGCUGCACAAAGGCAGUGACGGCGUCAUGGCGUCUCCGACAGCUGCCGCGGCGGCGGCAGCUUCCACAGGAUCCUCCUCGGCACCCACGCAGGUGCGCCGUCGCACGCUGAGCGUUAACCCAGCACCCAAGCUUCUCGAGAGCGAUGCGCUGCGCGAGUACGAGACCAUGGUUCAGCGUGCUGCAGGUAUGACACUUGUGACAUCCCGUAGCGGCAGCGUGCAAGCAUGCCUGCAACCGUCGCUAAUCUCCAUCAUCGACCUUCGAGCGCUCUGCGCGCAGCUGCACGCCGACCUGCAGACCUGGGGGGCGCACUUGCGGCGCGUGGGGCCCAUCCUCUCUGGCGAGCGCGACCGCCUAGCGGCAGAGAUAAUCAAGAAGAAGGGGAAGGAGCAACUGCGCCUGCAGCACGACUACGAGGACGUGGUGGGUGAGCUGCAGGUGAUUGAAAGUAGUGUAGCGUCAUUAAUGCAGGCAGCCGCGGCAGCCACCGACGCGCUGCGCACACGCGAGCGCACCCAGAUGCUGCGUCGCGCUCGCCUCGUGCGAAUCGCUGACGAGUUGGCCGCUAUUGAGUCCUCGGCGCCGAGGUUGGUUCCGAAGGAUGCGAGUGACAAGGUGGGAACUGCACCGCUACCGUCAACGCCACCGCCGUCUACAGCGCCGAAAGUGGCGCUCCGUUUCUUCAAGACGGAGGGGGUGGCUGCCGGCAGCGGGCGUCAAGCGGCCUUCGCCGUCGCUCGUCUUCCGCAGCACCUGUCCUCACAGCGGGCUGGUGUGUUGGACUGCACGAUGCGCGAGGGUGCCGCCAAGCCCUCGGAGAGGGAGGCGGGUGAGCUAACGCUGGUCCCGCAGCCGUCGUCCGCCUAUGGUGCCACAUCUUCCUCGUCACCUUUGCAACCGGUCGAAGGCAACGGUAAUAGCGCCGCUGACGUGUACGCGGCGACCUGCUCGAUACCGCUGACGUUUACCGGCCGCGCUACACUUUACAUUGACGACGAGGUCGCUGCGACGUGGUUGGUGUGA